Morone saxatilis (striped sea-bass) is the source of this 5843-nucleotide messenger RNA. It is a transcript of the gene usp28, whose product is annotated as ubiquitin specific peptidase 28. The record is from RefSeq and is a predicted model, not a curated record. NCBI's taxonomy places the organism in Eukaryota, Metazoa, Chordata, Actinopteri, Moronidae. Gene Ontology annotation, cellular component: nucleus; cytosol. The coding region runs from base 130 to 3711 and encodes 1193 amino acids. Gene Ontology annotation, molecular function: cysteine-type endopeptidase activity; protein binding; cysteine-type deubiquitinase activity. The transcript is spliced from 26 exons. Gene Ontology annotation, biological process: DNA damage checkpoint signaling; regulation of protein stability; protein deubiquitination.
GCGCGCAGCUGGCCGGUGUCUCUCUCGGUGCUUGUGACAGAUGGAGCUGCUUUGAGUCGGGACUCAGGGCUGAGAGCAUAUUGUGGGAAAACGGGAGAGACAUUUGGUUUUUCUGUCUUUUGGUCUGCAAUGAGAGGGGAACAGGCUGAAAAUGGAGAGAACUCAACGAACUCGCAGAGCGAGAUGCUGAUCAACCAGCUGAGGGAGAUCACCGGCAUCCAGGACCCUCAGGUUCUGUACAGAGCCAUGAAUGUAAGAAAUCAUCCCCAGCGUCGUGCAAUGAGACAACGGAUGGUGUCUCCCUCCUGUGUACUUGGUGGUUAUUUAGCCACAAUUAGGCCUGUCACAAUAAUUACUAACAACAAGGUUUUGACAGCAGAGAUUCACAAACGUUACAGCAUCAACAAAUACUUCCCAUGUACUGGAUUAUCUCCCGAACUCGACGGCGAACAAGGAGAACCGCCACUAGAGCUCAGCCCUGCAGGAGGUCCACAAUGCCCAGGAGGAGGAGAGGAGAAUAUUAACAGGGCUCUGGAGGCCAGCGCAGAGGAGAACGCAGCGAGAAUGAAGAGGAAGAGAUGUGAAGCCCAGAGUGAGAUGUGCAGUCCUGCAGACUGGAUCCGUCAGGACGACUGGCCCGUGGGCAUCCGCAAUGUUGGCAACACCUGCUGGUUCAGUGCCGUCAUCCAGUCACUGUUCCACCUGCCCGUGUUCAGGAGGCUGGUUCUCAACUACCAUCUGUCCGAGCGAUUACUGGAGAAGUGUAAGAGCCACUCUGACAAGAGGAACAUAGCUUUCAUGCAGGAGCUGCGCUGUCUGUUUGCCCUCAUGGUCGGCUCCACUCGCAGGUUUGUGGAUCCGUCCGCUGCGGUGGAGUUACUGCGAGACGCCUUCAGGACGAGCGAGGCCCAACAGGAUGUCAGUGAGUUUUCCCACAAACUUCUUGACUGGCUAGAGGAUGCAUUUCAGCUUGCUGCCAAUGGAAGUAACGCAGAAGACAAACAACAAAACCCCAUGGUCCAGCUUUUCUACGGUACCUUUGUGACAGAAAGAAGACACGAGGGUAAGACUUUGUGUAAUAUCGAGCAGUUUGGCCAGUACCCCCUGCAAGUCAACGGCUUUAACAACCUGGACGAAUGUCUAGAAGGAGCUAUGGUUGAGAAGGAGAUUGAGUCACUACAUUCAGAUCACAGCGUCACAUCUGGUCGCGAGAGAUGGUUCAAAAAGUUGCCACCAGUCUUGACAUUUGAACUGUCUAGAUUUGAAUUCAACACCCAGCUCGGUCGCCCUGAAAAGAUACACAAGAAACUGGAGUUCCCACAAAUUGUUUAUAUGGACAGAUAUCUUCACAAAAACAUAGAACAGACCCAUGAGAGGAGAGGAGAAGUGAAGAAACUCAAGGAGCAACUCGCAGCCCUUCAACAGAAACUUGAGUGCUACAAAAACUAUGGCUCAGGACCUACCAAGUAUCCUCUGGCUGACAUGCUGCAGUUUGUGCUGGAGUUCGCUACCACCAAGCCUACAAGUGUUUCCCCAGCGGAAGAUCUGAGACCAACUUCACCCUCACCGACUCCUGCAAGCCACCCCCUCAGUGACCCUACCUCCAAAGACAACAGUGAAACUGGAGACACAGAUUCACCGGAGGGCCUGGUUGCCGGUGUUUCCAGUUGCCAGCGGACCCCCAUAUACAAACCCUUCACUCAGUGCAGACUCCCGAUUGACUGCCCACCACACCCAGCCCCGCACAGCAUCACUGAAGAAGAGCUGCACUUUGUUAAGACCUGCCUGCAGCGUUGGAGGACUGAAGUAGAGAAUGACAUAAAUGAGCUAAAGGCCAGCAUUGACAGGCUCAGUCAGACACUCGAGGGCAUGUACUCCGACAAUACUCUCUGCCAGGUCCCCUACAGACUCCACGCAGUGCUCGUCCAUGAAGGCCAGGCAUCAGCAGGUCAUUACUGGGCCUACAUCUACGACCAUGCCAACCAGCGCUGGAUGAAGUACAACGAUGUAAGCAUCACAGAGUCAUCAUGGGAGGAGCUGGAGCGAGACUCAUUUGGAGGCAUGACCAACGCCAGUGCCUACUGCCUCAUGUACAUUGAUGACAGGCUACCAACCCUCAUUACAGACGACACAGACGAUGAGACCGGCCAGGUGCUGCACGGCAUGGACUCCCUGCCAUCCAUCCUCAGACGCUAUGUCCAUGAGGAUAACCGCUGGUUCCAGCAAGAGCUCAGCGAAUGGGAGGAGCAGUUCUGCCAGGCCGCUACCCCACAGGGAGAGUCCACAGCCUCUGCAGAGCCCCCGAACCCCAGUCCAGACGAUGCACACCAAACAGAGGUUGAGCCGGCGCCCCAGUCGGGACCAUCCACUGAAGAGCUAGACCAGGGGGCUUCUUCAGAGCCACAACCAGACACAGAGGCAGAGAAGGAUCCGGAGCCUGACCCCAGAGAAGAUUCAGAGUUGACCCCACCACCACAGAGCCCUGGCUGCCAGCCAGACGAGGGCAGCAGUGCAGCAGUCACUGACACCCUGGUUCCCAGCCAGAGCUCCACCUCAGCUGAGAAGGAUCAGAUUCAGGCCCCUGAAGCAGAGCUCGGUGACCAGGAGCCAUCUGACGUCAGGGCGAAGGAGGACGACGACGCACAGGUGGCAGGCCUCGGCCCUCAAGCUGAAGGUGAGCCAGAGGCAUCCGGAGAGGCUCCUGAACACGAAGCCAAGCAGGAGGAUGAGGAGCAGCGGCGGGUGGUCCCGGCCAGACAGCGACAGACUGAGAACGAGGUCUCGGAAGUGGAGAUCCCGAACGUGGGUAGGAUCAUGGUGAGAGCUGAUGCUGAUGGAUACAAUGAAGAGAUGAUGCUGACUCCAGCUAUGCAGGGCGUCAUUCUGGCCAUAGCCAAGGCCAGACAAGUGUUUGAUAAGGAGGGCCCUGAGGCUGGCCUCAUCAAGGCCUUCCAUGAGGAGUAUUCCCGCCUGUAUGAGCUCUCCAAGGAGGAGACCACCCUGCAGGAGGACGCUCGUCUGCAGCACUCUCUGGUCUACUUCUUCCAGAACAAGGCUCCCAAUCGCAUAAUUGAGAGGACGCUGCUGGAGCAGUUUACGGACCGCAACCUGAGCUUCGAUGAGAGGGCCAUCAGUAUCAUGAGGGAAGCCCGAUCCAAGCUGCGCCUCAUCAAGCCAGAGGACAUGGAUAUGGAUGAGUACUUGCAGUGGCAUGAUGACUACAGGCCUGUUACAGACCGUGUUGUGUACAUGCUGACGGACCAACACCACCCUGCUGAAAACGGGAGAAACGUGGCGUGGACAGUUCUUAUUGCAGUUACAGCGGAGUGCCUCACUGCACUGAAUGAGAGCGCAUCGCGGCUGUUUUGCAGCGGCGAGGAGACCAAUGUGGAGGAAGGGGUCGCCAUCAUGGACGAGGCCGUCAUCCCCUGCCUUCACCUGAUGAGCCGGGACUCGGCUCUAUCCCAGGAAGACCGGGUAGCCAUGGAGAGCAUCCGCAGCCACUGGUGCUGCUGCCUGGGCCAGGACAUGGAUGACUCAUUGCAGGUGAAGCUGGGUGAGUUUCUGCCCAGAGUUCUGGACGGUUCAGCUGAGACAGUAGUCCUCAAAGACCCUCCCAAAGUCCACGUCAACCAGGCCCACGACCUGUGCAGUCGCCUGGCCGCCGUCAUGGAGUCCAUCCACAACACCUCGAUAGUCAGCGUUAAGUAAAGCCCUGAACGAAACCCCCCGACGACCUCCCUGAACCACGCGUCCGAACCUGCGAGCAACAUUGGCCGAUGGAUGGUUGUGUGCCGACCGACUGCGGGGUUGAGACAGAUUAUGUAUUUCAUUUCAUCUGCUGGUUUUAACAUUGCACAUGCAUAUCAUUUUGAUGUUUUACCAUAGAACGCUGUAAGCACUAGAUAGAGAAUGGGGCACCACUUCAAAACUCAGUAAACCACUGGUUCUCAAACUGUGGUACACGUACCACUGGUGGUACGCAAGCUCCCUCUUGUGGUACGCGGAGGAAUCUCGAAAAUAUAUAUUUUUAAAUAAAGUAAAUUCAUAUGAUUCUAUCAAAAUAUUACAAAAUGUCUAAUGAAAAUACUAUGAGAUUACUGAAAUUUUAUUUAAAAUAAGUUUUGCAUUUCCUGUAAUAUUUUGUUUUAAUAUCAGCCAUAUUAAAACUAUAUAUUCACGUUCUUGCACAUAGCACAGUGGUUCCCAACCUGGAGGUGCAUGGGGGGGUUGCAAGGCCUUCUUAGAUAAGGGGUAUAAGAAAACUUAAAAAAAUACUACAGUUUUUUACACAGUAGGCCUAUAUCUUAGUCUUUGGUUCACUUCUGUAAAGAAAACUAGAUGUAAAGUAAAUUGUCUAAUAAAACAAUGGCCAAGUGCCAGCAAAGAAGCCCAUUAAGUCUGUAUGAUUGUUAAAAAUAAUCCAAAAUACAUCGUGCAGACACAGAAUUGCAUAAAAAGUGCAGGAAAUAGUCUGCUCAAAAUUCAUCCAAAUCCCUUGUUUUACGCAAAAGUUCAUUGCACAGUUUUGAAUAUAAUAUGAAUUAUCCAUAAAAUAUGUUACUUAAUCAGUUAACUAAAUGAUAAAAAGGGGUCCUUUAAGGAAAAAGGUUGGGAACCACUGACAUAGUGCAUGCAUACAUUAUUCGUAUACCUGGCAGUGUAUGAGAGUUGUGUGGAAGAGUUUAAAUGCUAGCUCUUUUUUAUUCGGAUUAUUAAGAAUGAACCUGCCUCCUGCGUGAACUGUCUACACACUGCUGUAUUUUAUCGUCGGUCACAAUAGUUGUGCGUGGAGAGCCUUAUAUUUUCUGUGGUGGAACGAGGUGUAAAGUAUGCGAAACACUGAUCUAAAUGAACGAAAAUACAUCAGCAACUUUCAUGUAUGCCUUCUGCCUGCCCACCCACCACCGCCACCAUCAGCAACCCACGAAAAAAGCAGCAGGUUAUGCAAAAAGGUAGCAGCCCCCUGUAUCCAGAUAUCAGUUAACUUCUAAAAACAUACAUUCAUCCUUUUGCUCGCCCCUCCAGAGAGCACAUUGCUGACAGUCGUGGCACUGCGUAGUGGCUCUAAGAACUGUAACACUUCAUAUAGCUGCAACCAGCUUCUCACCAGCCGAACAGUUAUUCAUGAAAGCUGAACCUGCUGAACCGAAACAAGAUGUCAUCAGCAGGAGAUCACAGUCGCUCUGAUUGGCACUCCACAUGGACGUGUUUUAUUGGCCGGCAAACGUGUUAAGUUUAAAAACUGGCAACAAUUGGACUGUCGCUCAACUCUGCAGGAAGUGACUGGAUUGGUACAAUUUGUUGUUGUGUUGCUAAGCAGUGUGAACGCACAAUAAGGCCUUUAUACAGGGCUGAAAAAAAAAACACUAGAUAUAUACUGCACAGUAACAAAUGAUGUUUAUGAGCUUUUUUAAAUAUAUGUUUUAUAUUACUUUGUAUUUUUCCAAAACACUGUAGGAAAUUUUACAUGUAAGUGAAGCUAGAAAGAAAGAUAUCUACAGUACUAUUAUGCAUACAAAUAUUAAUGGCAGGGCUGCUGCACACUCAGAACUAGUCAGUUCAAACUUGAUACUGCCCUGCUGGACAGCACCUUGCUCAACAAAUGUGCCUUUUCUCUUCGUUUGAAAACAUGUAAAACCUUAAAAAGGAAAGACAUAGAACAAGAGAUGAAGUCCUUUUUUAUUUGUUGUCCCAGAUGCAUCGCAGUAUCACAAGUUAAUCGUCUGAAUCAGGAUUUUCUGGCCAGCAACAUGGAGCUAACAGCCAUUUCUGGCUGCUGAUUUUACACUGCUAUUUCACCUGUAGUCUGUGAUGAUACUCAAUAAAUAUUUUAAAUAUUC